Messenger RNA from Adineta ricciae, 411 nucleotides. The record is from the annotation of a GenBank genome assembly. Lineage: Eukaryota; Metazoa; Rotifera; Eurotatoria; Adinetida; Adinetidae.
AUGGUACGUGGCGAUUCUUUGAAUGAGUAUUUACAAGUCGCUGCAUCACCGAUGGUUUCGUUUCUUCCAUUUACGAUUGUUAUGCUUGGUUAUUUUGGCGAUGUCAAAUUUCGUUCGAUUCCGAUCGUAUUUAUCGCACUUGUAGUCGGAACAAUAUUUGCAUGGGCGACGUCGUUGAGUCACGCGUCGAAUGUACGAACAGCAGCAUCAAUCGUUAAACCGUCUCCACUUGUAUUUACAAUAAAGGAAAUCUUUGUGAAUUUGAACGAAAUAACUCCGUAUCUAUCGACAACCAUUCCAACGGCAAUUUCAAUUGCUAUUGGAACUAUUCAAUGUGUGGAAUCGGCAAGACGAGCAGGAGACUUCUAUCCAACAAGAGGAGCGAUGUUUGCAGAUGGAAUUGGAACUUGA